CCUGCUGCCGGGGCAGCCAAGGGGGGAGCGCUGCGCGCGCGCGGGGCUGCGGAGCCGGGCGGAGUCUGCAGCCGCCUCCCGCUCGCCACCAUGUUCCAGGGCCCCGAGACCGACUCGGCCAAGCCCAGCUCCAGGGUAUUAAAACCCCCUGGAGGUGGGUCUAGUAAUCUCUUUGGGAAUGCAGAAGAAGUUUCUUCUUCCAGCAGGCCACACCGGAUGGCAUCUAAUAUCUUUGGAGCAUCUGAAGAACCUCAGAACAUUCCAAAAAGAACAAACCCUCCAGGGGGGAAAGAAAGUGGCAUUUUUGAGGAUCCUAGUUCGGCUCAGCCUCGUCCACGUAUAAAUCCACCUGGUGGGAAGACAAGCGAUAUCUUUGGGUCUCCAGUAUCUACCAGUGUUGUGCGAGCGCAUCCAAACAAGCCUAAGGAUCAUAUUGUCUUGAAAGAAGAUGAAACACCAAAGAAGCUAGAAGCUACAGAAAACAACAAAUCACAGCUGGAAGGUGGAGGUGAGAAAAAAGAUACGGGCAAAGAGGAGCGACUUAAGGAACCAGAACCCAAGAUAGACAAUCAUGAGCCCAGAUUAGGGCCAAGGCCACGUUCGCACAACAAAGUUCUCAAUCCCCCUGGUGGGAAAUCCAGCAUUGCAUUCUAUUAGGGACAUCUGUUCACUUUCACUAACUGAGUCUGCACAGAAACUCUUGUCUGUGGUUGUGAGGUCAGUUUAUAGACUAUUGUUUGUGGACAGAUUCUUCUUAAGGCAGAUGUAUGAGGGUUAUGCCAAAGUGAAGAAAGGAUAACCUGAUAAUUUUGGGAGGGAGGGUUGGGAGGGAAAGGGUGACGUGUGGAAGACUUUUGAGUAUCAGACUACCUGGGUGGGUGGUGGAGAGGGACAUUAGUGUGAUAUCGUGGGGAAAAAAAAUGCUGCUUUGUUGUGAAUUCAUCAGACUUAGGUUCUUAGCUAGCUAGUGGCUCAGGACACUCUUGUGGAGUCAGGCUUUUCCAUGCAUUCAGUGUGUAAAGCGUUGUGAGUGGGUAGGGACCUGAAGGCCAGGUCUGGAAUAGUCUUAAGCACAGCAGUAGGCAAUGCUCUUCCCUAGGUAAUAUAAUGCAGCUUCAUGGUGUGAGUUGAUUGGCAGUCACUUUAAUGUAAAUAUGUUCCAUUGGGACAAUUAGUGCUGUUGUGUCCUUGAGCAUCUGUAGUCUUCGGUUCUUUUUCUCCUUCCUUCUUCCUUCUUAGUACAUGAUUGCUAAUACAAGGGCAAAACAUUUUGAAAAUUUCUCUUAUACUCUCAUAAGCCAUCAUGUAUUAGUAAACGUUUUAGUGUUUCCUCAGAGUAUUCAGGCCUUUCUGCUGCCUUCAGUAAUGUCUUGAGUACUAGUAGCUCUUGACAAAUGGUAAAAUCAGUCUAAUAUGCCGUUUCAUGUAGGAGCUUCCAGAAGACUUUUAUUUGAAGUAUCUUGGUUGAGUACUUGCAGAUUUCCUGGUAAGGAUUUGGGUGCAAACAGUAGCUUUAUGGUUGUCUUUGAACAGAAGCAACUUUAAGUAUACAGUUAGCAUGGAGAAUAAACUGAGAUGUCUAGUUAGCUAGCUUUGACCCAACCUUUAUAGAAAUGCCUUAGCUUCUGCAGAGGUUUUUCCUUUAUGCCCUGCAGAAACCAGGAUUGUUCUACUGUCUUCACCACAGUGCAAUUUUUUUGUUUGUCUGUGCUGACUCCGUUAGUGAAUUCUUAUGUCUUUAGUCAGCCUUAUCUUUGCCUUUGACUGCCUCAGACUUUUGUUGGUAAGGGGUGAGAGCAACUUGGAUUAUCCCCCAAGCCACAGUUCUAGCUGUGAGACACACUGUAGACUAUCCUAGCUGGACAAAGACUUUAGCAAUACAGACCUUCUUGGCAUGCUGGCUACCUUAAAUCAUGUUUGGAAGAGGUGCGUAUAGUUUUUUCACAAACUGCAUUGGGGAGGAUUGCUCCAUCAUUCAUUCUCUGAAUGGACUUUCUGAUCAUACCACACUUUGAUACUUGAAUGUUAACACUAACUGCUUAGACUGAUCAAUGUGUUUAAUGAUGACUUUUUAAAUCUGACAUAUCAAAACAGGAGUUGUUCAGGUACACCAAAGAACAAGUGGCCUUAUCUGCAUUUAUUCACUGCUGUUAUAGCCCGAGUUCCCUAAAAACUACUACUCUUUAGAGGAGACUGUCUCUGGGCCAGGUGCUGAUCAUCCUCUGAUUAUAGAGCUUGUUAUACUGCUCUGUUCAGCUCAUGUCAGAAGAGGUGGAUGACUGUAUAAAGAUCUAGCUGCCAGCUGGUGAAAGUGGAGUAUCUGGGGGUAGUGGUAAGGGUAAGAAUAGCCCUGGAAAGUAGGAGUUUCAAUGCCUUUGUACCUUUUGGAUAGACGUGGAGCUCCCUGUUAUUUGCCUCCCUGGGAGAACAUACAGUGAUCCUGAUUGCAACCCUGUAUUGGAGUUACGUUACUUCCUAAUGUGUAUUUCCUACCAGCUAUUCUUGAGUCUCACUCCUGGUUGAGUCUCAGAGGUUUCUGUCUUUCAUAUCUGUUUCAGUACUGACAGGGUUUUAAGAGGUAACUAGAUAAGACAAAUCAAGAGCAUGUUCAUUGAAGGGUCUGGAUGUAAUUAACUCACUUUAGAUUUGGCAUCAUUUAGUACCUUAAACAUUAGGUAGAAAUACUGGUGUGUAUUGGCUACAGUGCCUGUCUUUUAAACAGCAACUUCCAACUAGGCCUUAAAUUAGCUAAACUGUGUUCAUUUUCUUAUAUUUUCUUCUUUGGAAUCAAAAUCAUGUUUUAAACUCAUCCAGCAAAUUUGAUAAGAACAUUUCUUCUUCCUAAAAUGGGCAGAAGGGGAUUGGAAAUCAACUGAUAAAUCGUGAACUUGUCAAUAAACCUCUGUAUUUUGUUA
Messenger RNA from Rhea pennata, 2915 nucleotides. RefSeq names its product Jupiter microtubule associated homolog 2 (gene JPT2). The transcript has 5 exons. The record is from RefSeq and is a predicted model, not a curated record. Bases 91 to 657 code for a protein of 188 amino acids. Lineage: Eukaryota; Metazoa; Chordata; Aves; Rheiformes; Rheidae. Gene Ontology annotation, cellular component: nucleus.